AUGCCAUUGCGAUCGAUUUCGGGGGGCGUAAACCCCCAAAAAUUUCGAGUCGUCAUUGUCGGCGGUUCGAUCGCUGGCCUGACUCUUGCCCAUGCUUUAGCUGCCUACAGUAUUGACUUUGUCGUUCUAGAGGCCCGUCAGGAAAUUGCUCCAAAUGUUGGCGCAAGUAUUGGUUUCACCGGGAACUCCCCCCGGAUCCUGGACCAGCUUGGUGUGUGGGAUGAACUUGCGGAACUCGCAACCACCAUAAUCAACAACUAUGCUUGGAACGAUAAAGGCCAUAUGCUUGGAUACACAGGAGCCUUCAAGCUAUCUCAAGUUCGCCAUGGAUACCCAGUCAUUUUCCUUAUGCGACAGCAAGUGCUGGACGUGCUCUGGAAUAAGUUGCCAGACAAGAGCCGUGUUCUAACUGGUAAAAAGGUGGUUAAGAUGCAGCAGGCCUCCACAGAAGCGACUGUGCACUGCCUCGAUGGGUCUACCUAUACGGGUGAUAUCGUUGUUGGCGCCGAUGGUGUGCACAGUAUCAUUCACAAAGAGAUGUACCGACAUAUGGAAAUGAUGCAGCUGGGGAUGGUCACGCAAUAUCGCGGUGUCUUUGGUAUUUCAAACUCGGUUGCAGGGAUCAGAGAAGGAGAGAUGCACAAUAUCUUUGUAAAGGGGGCUUCUAUCCUUACUAUUGGCUGCAAGGACCAUGUGUUUUGGAUCGUUGGAGUCAAGAUGGAACGAACAUACUACGCUCCAGAAGCUGUUCGUUUCGAUCAGUCGCAACUGGAAAAUGACCUUGCUUUUUUGAUGAGCAAAUACGUUUGCGCAGGAGUUCAGUUUAAGGAGGUAUAUCAACGAACUAUUAGAUGCAGCCAUCUGCCUCUUGAAGAAGGUAUAUUUGAGCGAUGGAAUUACGGAAAGGUAGCCUGUAUAGGGGACUCGGUUCACAAGAUGACUCCAAAUCUCGGCCAAGGAGGAUCUUGCGCUAUAGAAGACGCCGCAACCUUGGCCAAUGCAAUAAUAGAUAUUGUGGAAAGCCUAGAAAAACAGCAGCUUCCAAAUAUCGAAAGCAGAUUGGACUCCUGGGCAACUGUUAGCAAACCCAGGAUGAGGCUUAUAUGUACACUAUCAGAGAUGGUGACUCGGAUGCAAUCGCUAGAUAAUGUGGUCUAUAAGAUUACUGGCCCAAUCUUUUCCAAAUACUAUAUGGACGCUUUUGCAGAUCUCAUAUCGGACAUGGGCGUGGGUGGAGAAUGUAUAUCGUUUCUACCUCUACCCAAACGUCAAAGCACCGGGACAAUACCGUUUGGGAAGCGACAUUAUAUCGGUGCCCCGAUUAUACCAUCCGGGCGUCUAUUUUGGACAGUCCCGCUUCUGAUUUGCUUCUCCUUGAGCAUUAUUAUGUCUCCCGGAAAGGCCCCAGCUUCGAGCCCUUGGGACGUUUAUUCUGCGCUUGCAGACUUGGGAACUUUUCAGGUUAUUUGGGCCAUGGAGAGCGCAAGGUUUUGCAACGCCAUAACCUUUAUGAGCUGUUGUCUUCCAAUAUAUCUACUAGCCCACUCAAGCGUAGGGCUAUGGAGAACAGUGCCAGCUUACUUUACAUUCUACUAUGUGUUCUCUGCAUCAAAACGUCUCAUUCCUGACAGCCGUCCUAUACGAUUAUCAUAUGCCAAGUCGAUGAUCCCCGCACUGAUAGUUGGCUUCUACGUACCUUCACUAUGGGUUUGGACCUCGCAAUGGUCUUCACUUCAGCUACUCCUUAUCCCAGUUAUUUUUAGCUUCUUGCAUCGCUUCCUGGCCAGUUAUGUACAGGAUACGACGGUCGAUGACAGAAUAGAACGUCCAACGGCCGAUUUGCCAUGGAUCAGGGCAUCAUGUGCUUUGACCGUUUUAAUUUCUGUCGGCAUCUCCAUAUGCAGGCAUUUUGCGGUUCCUGAACAGGAUAGACUGGUUCACUCUCUGUCUUUGGAGGCCAUUUUAAACGCCCAUACAAUCGGUAUUGGUAGCGCAGUGGUCUGGGUUAUCUUGGAGUUGAAAGAUGUGAGCGUAGAAAAGAAGCUACGUCUACCUUGGUUAUACAUAUUUUUGGCUCUGCCUUUAUGCCUUAUCCUAUUUGGACCAGCAGCCACGUUUGCUUUGGGAUGGGGUCUGAGAGAGGAGAUCCUGGCUAGAGAUUAUAGAGAGAAAGCGUCGACACAUUUCGUCGCCUCUAGAGAACAUGUC
Molecule: messenger RNA, 2208 nt
Organism: Aspergillus nomiae NRRL 13137
Lineage: Eukaryota; Fungi; Ascomycota; Eurotiomycetes; Eurotiales; Aspergillaceae
Product: FAD-dependent oxidoreductase
Exons: 5
Molecular function (GO): FAD binding
Source: RefSeq, a predicted model, not a curated record